This is a messenger RNA of Strongylus vulgaris, 590 nucleotides long. Lineage: Eukaryota; Metazoa; Nematoda; Chromadorea; Rhabditida; Strongylidae. The record is from the annotation of a GenBank genome assembly.
AUGUUAUGCUCAUUUGUUGAAGGGAAAAACGAGAAAUGUGCGGUGUACCAUCCACAAACAACAAAAGAGUGCGGAAAGUUCGGUGCAUUCAGAAUUUAUUUGAAAGAGUUGAAAAACGAUCCUUUUACUGGUGUAAAGCACACCGUUUUUGAUCACACCGUUUUUGAUGUAAGAAAAAACAGAAAGUUAGUUAGCUAUCAAUCUUCUCUACUAAUUUGUUCGGAAUUAAGAUCUUUUAGGAUUUCUUGUGUUGUCCAUCACUUUUUGUACACCGAUUGGCCUGAUCACACUGCACCCAUGGAUGCAGCUCCGAUAGUAGGAAUGAUGAGAUAUGCCCGUACGUUAGCCAAAGGAAAUCCUAUCACAGUUCAUUGUUCUGCCGGAAUUGGCCGUUCGGCUACUUUUAUUGGUAUAGAUUAUGCAAUGCAACGAAUACAACGAGACUCUAAUGUAUCUAUGAUCGAUAUCCUAAAGGAACUAAGAAAUCAGCGAUACCAAAGUGUACAGGGCAUUAUUCAGUACAUUUUCCUGCACAUUUGUGUUCUGGAAGGAUUUGCUUACGUAAGCGGUUCCAGGACCAAAAAUUAAUU